GGAAUGGUAAUUGUUUCGUCUGGCAACCCAGUCCGCAGCCAAACCGUUGUGGUGAUGAUCCAGAGAGGCUAGCUUAGCUACUAGCUGCUAGCACUUAGCCACUUAGCAGCUAGCCAGUGUCGGAUUAGCUCAUGUUCGACGCUGCACUUUCAACCAUUUGGCCUGAUGACUUGUGAAUAGCAGGUUCUGAUGUGGGUGGGUCUAUCUUGAAGACCUAUUUGAAACAACGUAGGACACCUUGGGUCCGUCUGUGUGUAUGUGUGUGUGAGUGUGUGUGUGUUUGCGUGCGUGUGUGUGUGUUUGCGUGCGUGUGUGUGUGUGUGUGUUUAAGUGUCCGGUCCCCAAAAUGUCUAAAAGCAAGAGCUCCGAGUCAGUGAAAGUGGUGGUCCGUUGUCGUCCUAUGAAUGAGAAGGAACGGGCCGCGGCAUUUGAGAGUGUGGUGUCUGUGGAUGUCAAAUUUGGACAAAUUAUAGUGAAGAACCCCAGGGAAACUUCUGCUGGUGAACCCUCCAAAGUUUUCACAUUUGAUUCAGUCUAUGACUGGAGCUCGAAGCAAAUAGAUCUAUACGAUGAGAGCUUUAGACCCCUUGUGGAUUCAGUUCUUCAAGGAUUUAAUGGGACCAUCUUUGCAUAUGGACAAACCGGCACGGGGAAAACCUACACCAUGGAAGGUGUGAAGAAUGACCUCGAGAGGAGAGGAGUCAUCCCCAACUCUUUUGACCACAUCUUCACUCACAUCUCGAGGUCUCAGAAUCAGCAGUACCUGGUGCGAGCUUCAUAUCUCGAAAUUUAUCAAGAGGAGAUUCGAGACUUACUCUCCAAGGACCAGUUGCGUCGCCUCGAGCUGAGAGAGAGGCCGGACACGGGUGUCUACGUUAAGGACCUGUCGUCGUUUGUCACCAAGAGCGUGCGGGAGAUUGAGAAUGUUAUGAACGUUGGCAAUCAGAAUCGUUCAGUGGGCGCCACGAACAUGAACGAACACAGCUCUCGCUCUCACGCCAUCUUUGUGAUCACCGUGGAAUGCAGCCAACUGGGGGUGGACGGCGAGAACCACAUUCGAGUCGGCAAACUCAACCUGGUGGAUCUAGCCGGUAGCGAACGGCAGACCAAGACAGGAGCUCAGGGGGAGAGGCUGAAGGAAGCUACCAAGAUCAAUCUGUCACUUUCGGCUUUGGGGAACGUCAUAUCCGCUCUGGUGGACGGCAGGAGCAGUCACAUCCCUUACAGAGAUUCCAAACUGACACGCCUCCUACAGGACUCUCUCGGGGGCAACGCCCGCACUGUCAUGGUGGCCAACAUCGGCCCGGCGUCCUACAACGUCGAAGAGACUUUAACCACGCUGCGCUACUCCAACAGAGCGAAGAACAUCAAAAACAAGCCUCGCGUCAACGAAGACCCCAAAGAUGCGCUACUGCGGAAGUUUCAGGAGGAGAUUGCAAAGCUGAAGGAACAGCUGGAGAAGCGUACGGGAAAGAAGAACAAAAAGAGGCAAAGGAGGAGGGCGGGGGACUGUAGCAACGGCGAUGGUCUGGACGUCGAGAGCGAGGACGACGGAGACGGGGACAACAAAGUCGAUUAUUGGAGGGAGCAGCAGGAGACGCUGGAGAGCGAGAGGAGAGCGAUCAUGGAGGACCACAGCCUGGUGGCUGAGGAGAAGGCUCAACUCCUUCGAGAGAAGGAAAGGAAAAUGGAUGACCUGAAGAAGGAGCAGGAAGCUGGAGAAAUGUUGGCAGCCAAAGUUAAAGCGAUGGAGAGCAAACUUCUAGUUGGGGGGAAGAACAUUGUGGAUCAUACCAACGAGCAGCAGAAGAUGCUGGAGCUGAAAAGACAUGAAAUUGCUGAACAGAAAAGGAGAGUUCGAGAAAUGCAACAGCAAAUGGAAUGUCGAGACGAAGAGACCCUGGAGCUGAAGGAGACCUACAGUUCUCUGCAACAGGAAGUCGACAUUAAAACCAAGAAACUGAAAAAGUUGUUUGCCAAACUGCAGGCAGUGAAGGCGGAAAUCCACGACAUCCAGGAAGCGCACAUCAAUGAGCGCCAGGAGCUGGAACAAACCCAGAAUGAGCUCACCAGAGACCUUAAACUCAAGCAUCUUAUUAUUGAGAACUUCAUCCCUUGCGAGGAUAAGAACAAGAUAGUCAACAGAGCUUUUUUUGACGAGGAGGACGAAUACUGGAAGAUGAGGCCCAUCACACACAUAGAGGACGACCAUCAAAUGAUGAGCAGGCCUCAGUCUGCCAUCGGAUUCAGACGGCCUCUAAGUAACCAUGCUCGCACGGCCAUGAAAGAUAGACCUGACAUAAGAUAUAAGGCCGAGAACCUCCUGCUUCUUACGAUGGACAUGCCGUCCCGGAGCACCAAAGACUACCAGCAGCCGGUCAUUGCCCCAAAGGUGGCCGCAGCUCUGGAGGACGCGCUGAAGAACGAAGACGAUAUCCAAGUAGAUGCCUCCGGGUUUAACGGCAGCUCUGCACCGCUAGCCAGUGCCAGUGGCAGCCUCAGGAAACCAAAGUCUGGGCGAGCGAGGACAGGCAAGCAAUCGGACACGUGGACGUCGUCGUUCAGCGCUCGCAGCCCAACAUCUCCUAUUUACCCACAAUCCCGCGGGCUGGUGCCCAAGUGAACCACUCGCCGUCUGCCAACAAGCUCCCCCGCCUGCCAACAAGCUCCCCCUGCGCACCUUCUCCAAGAGAACGGCUCUUAUUCUGCCCACGCGAUCGCGAGGUCUGUGAAAGACAAAAUGGAUUAAUGCUGCUUUGUAGAAAAACAAUGAAUUAUUUUAAUUCGCACUAUUUGCUACUGUCCGGUGCUUUUCAUCUUAGAGUAUAUUUAAAGCACCUUUAUCACAGGUGUGACUACGACACAAAUAUAUAUAUAUAUAUAUGGAGUAUAUGUAUACACAUAUUGUAUGUUACAAUGUUCUUAAUGCGUACAAAUCAACUAUAAGAGUUGAUAAUCGCACUUAAAGGGGACCUAUGAUGAUUUCUAAUCUACAUUUAGUACACUUUCUUGAGGUCUAGAUACUUAAUAUUUACCCUACUUUCCAGACUAUAGACCAGGGGUAGGGAACCUAUGGCUCGCGAGCCGGCUCUCAGGUAAAUAUGAGCUGACAUUGCUUGACACGAUAAGUAAUGAAUAAUUCCACUUGUAAUCACAGUGUUAAAAAUAAUGUUGAAAAUAUAAAACAUUCUCAUGUAUUUUUAAUCCAUCCAUCCGUUUUCUACCGCACCUGUUCAAGAAGUUGUGUUAAUGGUAAGAAGUUAUUUAUUUAUUAUUGGUUAGUGUGAGGCUUGCUCUCCUGGGGGGGUUCUUCACACCACCAUGCACCGACAUGAGAGCCUAUUUCAGGGUUGCAAUAUUGUUUUAUUUUUCAAUAGUUCCCAGCAGUUUUCGUUUUCUCCUUCGUUCUCGCUCGCACUCUGGCUCCAGCUUCAACCCUGUCUAUCCUCCUGGCUGCUGCUUAUAACAGAGCGACAGGUGAUUAGAUAACAAGGCCCAGGUGGGCCUUCUACGCACCUGUCGCUGCAGGCCCGCAGGCCAGGCCCCCUCCACAGUUAGCUUCAGAAUAUCAAUGUUAUUACAAAGAAUAAGAGACCUAUUAUACUCUAGACAUUUUGGUCUUACUUAAAAAUGCACGCGUUUAGUUGUGUUCAGUGUUGAAAAAAAUAUUAUAUGGCUCUUACGGAAAUACAUUUUAAAAUAUUUGGAUUCUUGGCUCUCUCAGCCAAAAAGGUUCCCGACCCCUGCUAUAGACAGUGCCGGUAUUUAAGGCGCACCCACCAAAUUUUAGAAGAAAAUAAUAUGUCUACAUAUAUCAGCCACACGGGACCACAAGCUGUGGAUUUAUACCGGUAAAAAAGAUUUAGUAAAUGUUUCAAACGGCUGAUCAAACAAAAGAGAAGUCAUCAUCAUGGACCCACGAGCUGCGUGAGCUAGCUCUCCAAUCAGCUAAACAGACUCAAUAAUUCCAUGGAGACGUUUUGGUGAAUUUACAGAAGAAUUUGUACAACUGAAACAUUACAAAAAGAAUGCCAUUGUAAGUUAUUAAUACAAACACAGACACCUGUAAACGUGUUGGCAUAUCUGCAACUGCUAACAACGCUAGCUUGGUUACAUUGCGAUAGCACGUACAAAUAUGCAUGAAAACACGCCUACAGACAUCACACAUGGGGCGCUUUAGAAAGUUUGAAUUGUUUUAGUUAUAUUGUAAAACUUACAAAUGUUGCUUGGAGUGAUGAACGAAGAAUCCAUACGAGUAGAAACGCUACGGACGAGUAGGCUUGGGUAUCGUUUGAAUUCGAACGAUUCCGAUUCUUUGUUUCGAUAACCGAUUCUUGACGAUUCUCGAUUCCGAUUCUUUCUUUUUAAAAAAAAAAAAAAAAGGCAGGGUCAAACAAAAGUUUAGGAUAUUUUAAAUGAGCUAGCUAACCUACAGUCUUUCAGAAUGAAAUAGUCUGACAUUCACCAUCAAUUUUAAUUCUAUUAACUUUUUAUGAACUUUACUAUAAAUUCCUCACAGGGCUGUUUUCAACUAGAAUAUAAAUAUCAAAUCUAUGAAUUUGAAUAUAAAUAUAUAAAAUAUGAAUACAUUUUCACAGGUGUACACUUUCAUCAAGAGAGCUUUAUUUUUGAAAACCGCAUAAAAACACAUUUACACACACAAGUGUAUGAUGCUGCAGGUACUUAAACAUGUUACCGUGCUCCCACUGAUGGGCUAACCUGGUUUAGAAAAGCAAAUAAACAAUAAGAAACAACUUGCAAAACCCAGUCCAGAUUAGCAUCAGGUACAGUAUAAAAUCAGAGACAGUUCUUGUUUAGGAAAAUGACCAGGCAGGAUGCGUGAGCGUUCUGGGCGGAUAGUGUCUCCUGUCGAAGACGGGACACGCAUUUAUUUGUACUCCAUGAACUCGGAGGUGCUUCAUCAUGUUCGACGUGCACCCUCGUAAGCACGAAACAGUCCUGUCGCACGUGUUACAUUUCGCCGAUAUUUCAUUUAUUUUGGGGUAAAUAAAGCCACACUUUCGACCGUCGACGCUCGCUAUCCAUACUUGACUAACUCGCUCGGCUACAUAAGCUCGGCUAUUCUAACACUUCCGGCGGUGGGCGCUUCUUUGUUGGUGUACAGCUGCUUUUUAAACUUUUGAACGAUUCCGGGAGAAUCGGAAAGUUAGUCCCGGUUCCAAUCGAUACUCGAUACUCGAUACCCAACCCUAUGGACGAGUAGUAGAUAAAACAAGGCAUGAAACAGGAAUUACAUUUUCUACCCCGCACCACCAGCAGUGAGCAAACUUGUCCAAAAGAUGGCACCAUAGUACAAACAGCAACACACCUUUUCAGUGUCCUUGUCGGUGUUGAAAACUACAUAACAUUAUGGCCGUCAGCGAAAUAAAAUCCAUAAAUUAGCCGCACCUUUUUUUAAACCGCACGGCUCAAAGUGUAGGAAAAAAACGCGGCAUUCAGUCCGGGAGUACGUUUUUUGCGUAUGUAUGCAAACCAUUUUCGUGUGGAGGCGCUCCCUUUAGAUGCAAAUGAAAACACCCCCAUUCUCUCCAAAAGUAUCUGAAUGUAUAUUUUGAAAAUAUACAUUGUUAAAUAUAUAUAUUUUGUAGACACAUACAUCACCGCUAUUAUUUUUCUUUUCCUGCACGGUCUGUCUAUCUGUAUUGGCCCUGCGAUGAGGUAGCGACUUGUCCAGGGUGUACGCCACCUUCCGCCCGAUUGUAGCUGAGAUAGGCACCAGCGCCUCCCGCGACCCCACAGGGAAAAAGCGGUAGAAAAUGGAUAGGUUGAAAACAAACUUUUAUAAACAUUACAUAGAUUCACCCGGCCACGAAAUUAGGUACACUUGCACAUUUUCCGAACCAUACAGAGCUGCAAUGUAUAAAGCUGCUUUUAUCAGCAUUAAGGCUGGACAAUAAGGAUACAAAUUGUAUCACAAUAUUUAAUAAUUAUGUAUGUUUUUAUACCCUUUCAAAAAUAAGCAAGACAUAAAUAUAUUUCAUUGGAAAAUUAACUUUCUGUAAUUCUAAUCAGCUGUCAGGGCAGAAAGGAAAUGCCAACACAAGCAUUGAAAACACUCAAACAAUGUCAACAAAAUAGUGAAAUCACAUUGGACAUUUGACAAUAAGCUCAUAAAAAUCAUCGAAUAUGUAAGAAAUGCUUCAUAAAGUGUAAAAAAAAUAGCGCAAAGUGUGAACAUGUAAACAUACCUGAGAAUAACUAUUUUCUGCAGGUUUAGUGGCAGGAAGUUACAGCUUUGAUUGAUUGAUUGAAACUUUUAUUAGUAGAUUGCACAUUACAGUACAUAUUCCGUACAUUUGACCACUAAAUGGUAACACCCAAAUAAGUUUUUCAACUUGUUUAAGUCGGGGUCCACGGAAAUCAAUUCAGCUGUGCUCUAAAGGGUGAGCGUGGCUCACAUGGUGUGGUAUUAGCGGUCUUGUCUUGCAUCAUUUACAGACCACUUUGGUCUGACUAAAUCCAAAAACCUGUCCAGGUGACUUUACCUCUUUUAUCCACAAUUUCUUCAUUUUGACUUGCUCUUCUCACUCCAUGCAAAGAAUCAAUAAUAAAUGAAAAUAAUUAUUUAUCUUACCUUGAAUGGCGACUCCAUCUAGGCCAGGGGUGUCCAAACUUUUUCCACAGAGGGCCGCUCACGGAAAAAUGAAAGCAUGCGGGGGCCAUUUUGAUAUUUUUCAUUUUCAAACCAUAACAAAAUAUAUGGAUUUUUUUUUUUUAAUCCUUAGGGCUCCUGUGGAGCAUAGAGGGUUUCAGUCACUAAAAUGUUAGAAAUAAGUAAAAUUAUUAUAAUUUUUUUUAAUUUAGUGCUUACAGUAAAUCUCUAUAUCAACUUGAGGAUGAUAUAAAGUAAAACAAAUAAGAUUUUAUGCUUUUUCUGUCAAAGACAACUUUGUUUUUAAUAGUAAAACUGAAAUAUGCAGUAUUUAGAUCGAUUGAUAGACGGAUAGUACUUUAUUGAUUCCUUCAGGAGAGUUCCUUUAUUUAGCAAUCAAAGCCCUCAAAGAUCAAUAAUGCAGGACACCACUGAUUUUAAUUAUUUAAUAUUUUUGAGUAAUCACAGUGAAAAGUUAAAUAAAAUCCUACUAAAUAUAUUUGAGAUCCGAAAGGUUCCCCACUCAUAAAGUGAUGCAUUUUUAUUAGUUUUUUUUUUUUACUUUUAACACUUAAAUUUCAAGAUCAACUUCCGAUAUAUCUGUCGAUUUUAAGUUUGAACUAUUGUUUUGUUUUAUGCUCUUUUGUCAAAACUUUCAUGUUUUUAUACGGCAACCACACAAUAUAUGCAAUAUUUUUUCCACAUAAAACAUUUUAAAGUGAUAAUUUUUAAAUAUUAACUCAUUAUAAUAUAGAUUUUUUUGUCCUUUUUUUUGAGCGAUGGAAAAAAAAGAAAAUAAAGACAAAUGGAAAAAAAAACUGCCUGCAUGGCAGCUUUUUUGUCAACAUUGCCAAUUUUUCUCAUUGUUUUUAGAUUUUUUUUUGCAAUACUAUCAAUUUUGCAAUUUUUGCACUUUGGACACCCCUGAUCUAGGCACUUCCUGGUCCAUGCUGACAAAAUAGUCCCCUGUCAAAUGUUAACAUGCAAGUCUUAAUGUUGUAGACGUCUGGACGCAUGAAAAUGACUAAUAUGGGCAUGGAGAGCAUGAACUGUCAUGCCCAUAUAAGUACAUCCUUCAAUCUGUGAUGUCACAAAUGGCUUACUGUUAAAAAAAGAUUGUAAAAGCCAUUUAAAACGUUUUCGAUGCGAGUAUACAACAUUGUUACAACAUUUAUAAGUCAUCACAGGUCCCCUUUUAGAUAUUACAUAUGGGAAGUACAGUAGGGACAUUCCUGGCCAUCAAACAUUUUUGUCCAUAACAUUUCACCUAUGAAUUAAACUGAGAUGCAGGAAGUGGAAGCAACUACAAAGUACAUUCGUCCCCUCUUUUAUCACGGCUAAACACAUUUUUGUUGAAUAGGAUUGUUUUUAAACGUAUUAUUUUCAUAGAUGGUGCAUAAUAAAACUCUUCGAGACCUUCUAAAUUAAUUUUAAACAUAAUCCCAGCACUCUAAAGAUGAAAUAACAUCCAUACAGUCACCUUUAUGCUGCUUUCACCUAAUAUAGUAGCCUUGAGUGUGUUCUACUGUAGAUUACAGUACUCAUUGGUAGCGUGGCUGAGCAUCCAAGCAUCACUUGGCCUCCACAACGUAUCUACCACCUGGAAAAACCUAAUCCCAUUUCGGUUAAUUCUUGAAAGUUAGACAUGUGCUGAAACCACAGGCGUAAAGUGUUCUAUAAAAACUUGGUCAUCUUGACAGUCACAGCCAAAAUUAAAACACAUGUUUGUUAAAUAGGAUUGUUAUUAAGUGUAAUAAACAUGUGCUGAAACCACGUGUAAAAACGUAGUCAACUUGACAGUCGCAACUAUGAUUAAAACACAUUUUUGUAAAGUAGAACUAUUAUUAAAUGUGAUGUUUUCAUAGUUGGGGCAUAAUAAAACUCUUUAGGACCUUCUACGCUCCUUUCACAUAAUAUAGUAGCCUUGAGUGUGUUCUACAUUAAGCAUCACCAGGCCACUAUAACACAUCUACUACCUGGAGAUACUUCAUCACAUCCUGGGUAAUUCCUCUGAAUUAGACGUGCUGAAAACACAUGUAAAAACAUAGUCAAUUUGACAGUCGCAACUACGAUUAAUACACAUUUUUUUAAAGUAGAACUGUUAUUAAAUGUGAUGUUUUCAUAGUUGGGGCAUUAAAAAAAUCUUAAGGACCUUCUAAAUAAGUUUUAAACAUAAUUAUUGCCCUUUAAAAAUGAAAUAACAUCCAUUAUGUCACCCUUACGCUUAUUUCAUAAUAUAGUAGCCGAGAGUGUGUUCUACUGUAAGCAUCACCUGGCCACUAUAACACAUGUACUACUGGGAGAUACUUCAUCACAUCCUGGGUAUUUCCUCUAAGUUAAACAUGUGCUGAAACCACAUGUAAAAACUUAGUCAACUUGACAGUCGCAACUACGAUUAAAACACAUUUUUGUAAAGUAGAACAGUUAUUAAACGUGAUGUUUUCAUAGUUGGGGCAUAAUAAAACUCUUUGGGACCUUCUAAUAAAGUCUUAAACAUAAUUAUAGCCCUUUAAAAAUGAAAUAACGUCCAUAUUGUCACCCUUACGCUCCUUUCACAUAAUAUAGUAACCCGGAGUGUGUUCUACUGUCAGCAUCACCCGGCCACUAUAACACAUCUACUCCCUGGAGAUACUUCAUCACAUUCUGGGUAAUUCCUCUAAGUUAAACAUGUGCUGAAACCACAGGCGUAAAGUGUUCUGUAAAAACUUGGUCAAUUUGACAGUCGCAACUAUGAUUAAAACACAUUUUUGUAAAGUAGAACUGUUAUUAAAUGUGAUGUUUUCAUACUUGGGGCAUAAUACAAUUAUUUUGGACCUUCUAAAAAAGGCUUAAACAUAAUUAUAGCCCUUUAAAAAUUAAAUAAUGUCCAUAUUGUCACCCUUACGCUCCUUUCACAUAAUAUAGUAGCCCGGAGUGUGUUCUACUGUAAGCAUCACCCGGCCACUAUAACACAUCUACUCCCUGGCAAUACUUCAUCACAUCCUGGGUAUUUCCUCUAAGUUAAUCAUGUGCUGAAACCACAUGUAAAAACAUAGUCAACUUGACAGUCGCAACUAUGAUUAAAACACAUUUUUUUAAAGUAGAACCGUUAUUAAACGUGAUGUUUUCAUAGUUGGGGCAUUACAAAAAUCUUAAAGACCUUCUAAAUAAGUUUUAAACAUAAUUAUUGCCCUUUAAAAAUGAAAUAAAAUCCAUAUUGUCACCCUUACGCUUCUUUCAUAAUAUAGUAGCCGAGAGUGUGUUCUACUGUAAGCAUCACCCGGCCACUAUAACACAUCUACUCCCUGGAGAUACUUCAUCACAUCCUGGGUAUUUCCUCUAAGUUAACAUGUGCUGAAACCACGUGUAAAAACGUAGUCAACUUGACAGUCGCAACUAUGAUUAAAACACAUUUUUGUAAAGUAGAACUAUUAUUAAAUGUGAUGUUUUCAUAGUUGGGGCAUAAUAAAACUCUUUAGGACAUUCUACGCUCCUUUCACAUAAUAUAGUAGCCUUGAGUGUGUUCUACAUUAAGCAUCACCAGGCCACUAUAACACAUCUACUACCUGGAGAUACUUCAUCACAUCCUGGGUAAUUCCUCUGAAUUAGACGUGCUGAAAACACAUGUAAAAACAUAGUCAAUUUGACAGUCGCAACUACGAUUAAUACACAUUUUUUUAAAGUAGAACUGUUAUUAAAUGUGAUGUUUUCAUAGUUGGGGCAUUAAAAAAAUCUUAAGGACCUUCUAAAUAAGUUUUAAACAUAAUUAUUGCCCUUUAAAAAUUAAAUAACAUCCAUUAUGUCACCCUUACGCUUAUUUCAUAAUACAGUAGCCGAGAGUGUGUUCUACUGUAAGCAUCACCCGGCCACUAUAACACAUGUACUACCGGGAGAUACUUCAUCACAUCCUGGGUAUUUCCUCUAAGUUAAACAUGUGCUGAAACCACAUGUAAAAACUUAGUCAACUUGACAGUCGCAACUACGAUUAAAACACAUUUUUGUAAAGUAGAACAGUUAUUAAACGUGAUGUUUUCAUAGUUGGGGCAUAAUAAAACUCUUUAGGACCUUCUAAUAAAGUCUUAAACAUAAUUAUAGCCCUUUAAAAAUUAAAUAACGUCCAUAUUGUCACCCUUACGCUCCUUUCACAUAAUAUAGUAGCCCGGAGUGUGUUCUACUGUCAGCAUCACCCGGCCACUAUAACACAUCUACUCCCUGGAGAUACUUCAUCACAUUCUGGGUAAUUCCUCUAAGUUAAACAUGUGCUGAAACCACAGGCGUAAAGUGUUCUGUAAAAACUUGGUCAAUUUGACAGUCGCAACUAUGAUUAAAACACAUUUUUGUAAAGUAGAA
Nerophis ophidion (straightnose pipefish) is the source of this 10942-nucleotide messenger RNA. RefSeq names its product kinesin-like protein KIF3B. The transcript has 9 exons. Lineage: Eukaryota; Metazoa; Chordata; Actinopteri; Syngnathiformes; Syngnathidae. Gene Ontology annotation, molecular function: microtubule motor activity; ATP binding; microtubule binding. The record is from RefSeq and is a predicted model, not a curated record. Gene Ontology annotation, biological process: microtubule-based movement. The coding region runs from base 347 to 2623 and encodes 758 amino acids.